UUCACCGGGGACUCCACCCCUCCUGCAGACGAAGGCAUGGCGAGCACAGAGGAGAGAAGGGAGUGUGAGACGGAAGGCUGCAACAAGGACGCCAAACUUCAGUGUCCCACAUGUAUCAAGCUUGGGAUUCAAGGGUCCUAUUUCUGUUCACAGGAAUGUUUCAAAGGCAGCUGGGUGUCUCACAAGUUGCUGCACAAAAAAGCAAAGGACGACAAGAACCAAAAUGCAACUAAGAACUGUGUGGAGAAAGACAUCAGCACCGACCCAUGGCCCGGCUACCGUUACACGGGAAAACUUCGUCCUCACUACCCACUUACACCUUUGCGGCCUGUACCCAGUGACAUCCAAAGACCCGACUAUGCAGAUCAUCCCAGAGGGAUGUCUGAAUCCGAGCAGUUUCUGAAAGGAACAUCGCAAAUCAAGAUCCUCUCUCCCGACGACAUCGAAAGCAUGAGAGUGGUGUGCAAGCUGGCGAGGGAAGUCCUUGACAUUGCGGCUCUCAUGGUGAAAGUGGGUGUUACGACAGAAGAAAUCGACCACGCGGUACAUCUGGCUUGCACGGCAAGGAACUGCUACCCUUCUCCUCUAAACUACUACAACUUUCCCAAAUCCUGCUGCACGUCUGUCAAUGAAGUUAUCUGCCAUGGAAUCCCGGACAGGAGACCGCUACAAGAUGGAGAUAUCCUUAAUGUGGACAUCACGGUCUACCACAACGGAUUCCACGGCGACCUCAACGAGACCUUCUAUGUCGGAGACGUGGACGAAGGAUCAAAGAAACUGGUUCACACUACAUACGAAUGCCUUAUGCAAGCUAUUGAUUCUGUGAAGCCCGGCGUCCGCUACAGAGAGCUUGGUAACAUCAUCCAGAAGCACGCCCAGGCCAGCGGGUUCUCGGUGGUGCGGAGCUACUGCGGCCACGGCAUCCACAGGCUUUUUCACACAGCGCCCAACGUGCCACAUUAUGCCAAAAACAAAGCCGUCGGUGUGAUGAAACCGGGUCACGUGUUCACCAUCGAACCAAUGAUUUGUGAAGGUGGCUGGCAGGAUGACACGUGGCCCGACGGCUGGACGGCGGUGACCAGAGACGGGAAGCGCUCAGCCCAGUUUGAACACACGCUGCUGGUGACGGACACGGGCUGCGAGAUCCUCACCCGCCGCCUGGAGGACAACGGUCAAGCUCAUUUUCUGAGCCAAGUGUAAGGCCGCUACUGGACCACGAGGAGGACUGGAUUUGGUAGACCCGGUGACAUCCAGCACGUCUGUCUCGUACGUGCGUCGUCACGACAACGAUACCGUGUGUGUGUGUGUGUGUCGCUGUGGCUCUUCUUUCAAUUAAAUAUCAGUCCUCAAAUUCAAUGGAAGUACUUGAAUGUGUCAAAUGUGCAUUAGUCUAAUAGUGGAAAAAUGUUUUUUUCUCUGAAGUAAAUAUUAAAAUAUUUCUAAAACAACUA
Doryrhamphus excisus (bluestripe pipefish) is the source of this 1451-nucleotide messenger RNA. NCBI's taxonomy places the organism in Eukaryota, Metazoa, Chordata, Actinopteri, Syngnathiformes, Syngnathidae. The record is from RefSeq and is a predicted model, not a curated record.